GCGGCAACAAGGGAGAGUCCCAAUUGUUUGAUCAAAGCUGUUAGUCACAUCUCGACAAUUGGGAGUGCUUUCUCGGUAAAUUUAGGCUGGCGAGAGAUACUGACUAACAGCUCUGACUGACUUAUAGACCUGACUCCUGCUGCUUUAAUACCACAGCCGUGGAGGUCGUCUCCGCUACUAACUGACCGCGACCCUGAGCAUCUCUCUACUCUGCCUCAGUAUCAUUGGCCAAUCGACUCAUCGACGCAGCCUUGCCAAAAGCGACCAAGCGCGGUCGCGCGCCCUCUCUCGACUCUUGCUCUUGCUCUUGCGCUUCGUCCCAAUCCUGGAAAUAUGCACUAGAAGCAUGUGGUGACUUGUCUUGUUCCUUCUUUGCCAUCGUCUCCUCAGUUGGAACGUCCUGAGCGAGGAUGAGCUCGCCUGCUGCUCGGCCAAGGCGGCCGUCAACACCAUCCUUUCUGAUUCUGACGGAGGACUCGACGCCACUGCCGACACGCAGCGGCCAUCUUGCCUCGCUUCUUCGCUCCCGCUCUGCGACCAGUCUCAACAAUUUGCACAGGCCCAAGUCGCAGCAGGAUGAGGAAGCCGGUCCCCGUCCUGGUUGGAACCGUGAUGAUGAGGAAGACAUUGGGCGACUGCUCAAUGACGAGCACCGCCUCAGCCAGAUUCUCCAUGGCCCGCAGCAGAGAAGCAUGAGCCUUAUUGGCAAAAGCAAUCCCAGAUACCGAUGGGAGAGAUACUGGAAAAGCGACCAAGAUCUCGCUACCAUGUCAAAGCCAAUCCGCAAAUACUAUGAGAGGACAAAUGACCUCAUCCAGCAAUACCUCUACAUUGAUCGUCUGCUGGACUCGACCAUUCCCCAUGAGCUGCUCAACGAGUACUCGGCCGAGCUCCAUGCUUCGGCCUAUCGCCCUGUCGACGUCCCAGACACAAUCCUGGAAGAUGAGCCAUCAACAUCAGCAUCGCAAUCACCACCCACCGCCACUUCUCCACCGGCCAACGGCUCCUAUGGCACGACGACGCCCAACACAUCCAACGCAAACCCCACGCCUCUCCAGAAACGCACGCCAAAGGACAUCUUCCGCUCCUCCGAGUCACUCCCUCUCCUCAUGCAUACCGACGAUGGCGAUGAUGACCACGGCCCCGUAACACCUACCAGGACAGCCACCUCCACCCCUGGACCAAAGCCCAAUCUCCCGUGGCUCGAGGAUGCCGACCUUGACAGCGACAGCCCCAUCGUCACACUCGCCAUCUGGAUCAACUUUAUCGCCAACGCUGUUCUGCUCGCCGCCAAACUCGUCGUCGUCAUAUGGACACCCUCCAUGUCUGUCCUCGCCAGUCUUGUCGACGCCGUUCUCGACUUUCUGAGUACAGCCAUUGUCUGGCUGACUACGCGGCUCAUCCUCGCCAGCCAGUCGGACCAGUUCACGUAUCCCGUCGGCCGGCGACGCUUGGAGCCAGUGGGUGUCUUGGUCUUCUCGGUCAUCAUGAUCACCAGUUUCUGCCAAGUCCUGCUCGAGUGCAUCCAGCGGCUCGCGGGACCGGAACACAAGGUGCUACAGCUCGGCCCGGCGGCUAUUGGUAUCAUGGCAGGCACCAUAGUCAUCAAAGGCGCUGUGUGGCUUUGGUGCCGUCUUGUCAAGAAUUCUAGCGUGCGCGCAUUAGCCGAAGACUGCAAAACCGACAUGGUUUUCAACUUUGGCUCUAUACUCUUUCCUAUCAUUGGGUUCUACGGGCACAUAUGGUGGCUAGACGCAACAGGUGGUCUCCUUCUCUCCCUGUUUGUCAUCCUCCAGUGGUCCAAGACAUCAGCCCAUCACGUUCGGAAUCUGACUGGGUUCUCCGCCCAGCCUGACGAGCGCAACCUGCUGCUCUACCUCACCAUGCGCUUCGCCACGGCGAUUCGCCGCAUCCAGAACUUGCGUGCCUACCAUGCCGGCGACAAGCUCUUUGUCGAGGUGGACAUUGUGCUGGACGCCAGCAUGCCCCUCAAGGACAGCCACGACCUCAGCGAGGUGUUGACGUACUUCCUCGAGGGGGUCCCGAUUGUGGACAGGGCGUUUGUGCAUGUUGACUAUACGAGUUACAAUGCGCCGACGCACAUGCUCAAACAGUCGUCGUCUUCGUGACGUGAGCUGCCAUGCGCCGGGGGGAGUGUCUUUUGAAUAGCCAUGCAAUCUAGCACCAAAGCGAAUGGAUU
Messenger RNA from Emericellopsis atlantica, 2200 nucleotides. RefSeq names its product cation efflux family-domain-containing protein. Gene Ontology annotation, cellular component: membrane. Bases 411 to 2129 code for a protein of 572 amino acids. The transcript has 4 exons. The record is from RefSeq and is a predicted model, not a curated record. Gene Ontology annotation, molecular function: monoatomic cation transmembrane transporter activity. Lineage: Eukaryota; Fungi; Ascomycota; Sordariomycetes; Hypocreales; Bionectriaceae. Gene Ontology annotation, biological process: transmembrane transport; monoatomic cation transport.